Molecule: messenger RNA, 1950 nt
Organism: Angiostrongylus costaricensis
Lineage: Eukaryota; Metazoa; Nematoda; Chromadorea; Rhabditida; Metastrongylidae
Source: the annotation of a GenBank genome assembly
CUGUACACUUCUGCGCCACUCCACCGUCGAGAGGCGAUCAGACGUGACUCUAAAUUACUUCCGAACUGUCCUUUCUUCAAACUCCAAUUUCGGUGUUCUUUCAGCAAUUUGCUCGGCGUGGAUCAUCUGACUCGGGUGAACUGUUCUCUUUAUCACAACGACAACGAGAGCGAGAAUUGGGGUCUCUUGGGCACCAGCAGUCCUGCUGUGGUGUUCUCGAGAAACGUCGACUUCGAAGAGAGGAUACCUUUCAAAUAUGUCUUCGAAAAAACGCAGCUCAUUAAGAUCGACAUAUUUCGACUGCAUGACGGCGCCACCGCGUCCAGUUCCGACGACCUGAUCGGUAGCUGUAUCUUCAAAGUCGAUGAACUGAUUGGCUCAUUUGGUCUACACAUACGACGAUCACUUUAUAAGAACGGAAAUUCAGUUUUCUCCUUUUUUUAUAGUUGCUUGCAAAAUUAUUAUUUUAUGUUUCAUUUGGGUUUCGUUUAUUCCCAAAUGCCGGAGAAGGAGCAACCCAUAAUUGUGCAACUGCAUGGAAGGUCACUUGAUCGCAAGGAUCUACUUUGGGACGAGACAGCCGUCUUUUUCCGAGUUUUUCGGCUUGAGAAAGGUAAAGACGAUGACGAGCUUGUAUUACUGUACGAAAGUGAAGCGAUCAAGAACCACUCACAUCCUCAGUGGCCCGAAUUUCGGAUCGGAGCUCAGGAUGCGGCAGACAACAGGAAUCGUUUGUUGGAAAUCUGGGUGAUGUAUCGCGACGUGGAUGGAACCGAAGGAUUCAUUGGAAAGUUCUUGACGACGUACGCCAAAAUGAAAUACGGUCCCGGCCCUGAUAACGUCUAUGCGGUUAUAAACGAGACGAAGCAGCAGCAGAAGAAGAACUAUGAGAAUAGCGGUCGGAUGGAACUGGUCAAGUUCACGGACGUUUCGUUUUUCUCCUUUCUGGACUACAUAGUUAGUGGAACUCAACUCCACUACGAAGUUGCUGUCGAUUUCUCUUAUGGCUUUAGUGAUAUUGAUCAACAGCGCUUCGAUGUCGAGCUUCAAAUGGCGAUCCGAGCCAUCGGUGGGAUACUCCGAGACUACACACCAAAUCGCCUUUUUCCCGCAUUCGGAAUGGGAGCGAAGAUACCGCCUACAUUUCACGAAACCCAUGAAUUUCACUUGAAUUUUAACGUCGAUCCGACUUGCCGAGGUCUCGACGGAAUCAUAGAUGCUUAUCGCAAGGCACAGGCCCUCGUCACGCCUAUAAAAACAUCGAAGUUUACUCCGAUUGUCGCUCUCGCCACUAGGAUGUCGCACCGUUCCGGUUUUCGUGGUCUUCAUUACCAUGUACUGGUGAUAUUCACGAGAGGAACACCCACCGAUAUUAAGGAGCUGAGUGCUUCGCUGACGUCGGCGUCGAGCGCGCCACUGUCGGUGGUCAUCGUCGGCAUCGGCAGCGCUGACUUCUCGCAACUCGUGAAAUUGGCCUCGAGGCGCAGAGAGGGAACGAGAACGGGUGUAUCAUCAGCCGAAAUCCGCUCUCGAAUAGCUCAAAAGGCCUUGUGUACGAUUCCGCAGCAGAUGACGGACUUCAUGCACGCUGCCAACAUCGCCGCCAAACCUCCUAUUCAGGUUUGUCGCUCUCCUCUCUUCCACAGCUCUUCUCUUAUCCCGGACCGACCGACACAGUUCUUUUUCGACGGACCACUGGCAACCAUGCAUUCUCCGCAAUUGCUACGGAGCGAUCGUCGAGGAAGUGACUCACAAUAUCUGGAUGCUGAAAUUGCAGCACGAAGCAGUCUGAGCGUUCGAGUUCCUGAACGAUGUCAUUCAGUGCUGCAGACAAGUCGAGAGCAGUACCAACGAAGGCUGAAGGAAAGAGGACUUGGCAGAGUAGUAUUCCCUCGAAUCGAUUUGUCAACGGUGGACUCGAGUAUUUCAACCCAAGAUGGUUCACAUUAA